AUGUAUGUUAUUGUUGCCUUCUUGGAGGAGGAUGAUGCAGUUGCAGUUGUGCCUGCAGCUUGGCUGAUCAACAGCGAGUUGUGUUAUUGGCCUCCAUAUACCAGUCAAGACAGAAAAAAUAAAGCGGCAAUAAGUUGUGAAAUACCAUCUGAAAAAUGGUCUAAACAUUCUUGUCGAAUUUUAGGGACCAAAGGCAAGUUUUAUAUGUUUUAUUUUAAUAUUAUUGACAUUGACAUUAUAAUAAAAGGAUGCAAACAUAAAUUGGAUUCAAAAUCAACAUUUUGUUUAAAGUCUACUACAAUUUUUAUCACAGACUCGUAUGCAAAGGCCAGAUCUGAACUUGGUAAAGCUGAGAUAACAUCAGAUUUACAGAGUGAUGUAGAUGUUUCAAGACUACGUACAAAACGUAUUCAGAAAUAUCUUGAAGAUGACAACGAUAAUAGUGAUGAGUAUUCUGACAAGGAUUCUCAGCAAAUAAAUAAACUACCCCUUUGCCAAGUUUCUAAGAAAAGGGAAGGUUCUGCAGACGGGAGCAACAGUCAAUCGAAAACUAAAUCUCACAAACCAGCCCCUAAAGCACCUCCAUUUCCUGUGUCUAGUCCUUGCUCUUUAACACCUUCAUCUCCUGUAAUCAGUGAACGAGCUAUACCAGAAUCAAUUUCACAGCCAUUUACUAGAGCUAUUGAACAAGGCUCUGAGUUAUCUACAUCACAUGUAGCUAGUCAACAAUCUGUAACACCUGCAACCACAAGUAGUUGGCAAUCUGCAACAUCUACAUCUGCUGCUUGUUACCGAACUUCAACACAUGCAGCAUCAGAAUUGCAUACAAUCAGUCGGCGUAAUUUAGAAGAUAUAUCAUUUGUUUCAGCAGGCGCCUUUAUAGAAGGAGAGUUAGAACAAGUGAUAGCCAACCUCGUUCCUAAUAUUCCGACUAGCUUGUCAAUUCCAGCUACUAGUUUGAAUGCCACAGAAUUGUCUACAGCAGCUAGUCAUACAUCUGCACAAACAUCAAACAGUGUUUUAAAUAAAAUAUUUACUCUUUUAGUUGAGCUGAAAAGCGAAGUAGCUAAUCUUCAGAAGCAGACUACUUACAACACUACUAUGUUGCAGACUUUGUCACAAGGUGGGAUACAAGACGAUGGCAACAUUUUUGAAACUCUUGAUCUUCCUGUAUGUGACCGAAAACAGCUGCAGCAGCUUGAAGAUAUUAUUACUAAAGACAAUCUUUUAUUUAAUAAACUUGUAAGUACAAUUUGA
Messenger RNA from Hydra vulgaris (swiftwater hydra), 1257 nucleotides. Lineage: Eukaryota; Metazoa; Cnidaria; Hydrozoa; Anthoathecata; Hydridae. The record is from RefSeq and is a predicted model, not a curated record.